This is a messenger RNA of Lingula anatina, 4598 nucleotides long. RefSeq lists its product as uncharacterized. Lineage: Eukaryota; Metazoa; Brachiopoda; Lingulata; Lingulida; Lingulidae. The record is from RefSeq and is a predicted model, not a curated record.
AAAUCAUAUUGAAGGGUUAAGUCGGUUAUAUUACCUUAAGUCAACUUCUUCAUUUUGUCCAAAGCAUUUCAAGUGACAAUAACGAGAAACAGCAAAUAUAUUACAUAAGUAAUAUUUCUUUCUCUUUGGCCUACUUCCAUUUUUCAUAUCUUUCUCUAAAACACUGAAUUAAGGGGCAGCUUAGGCGAAUAAUCUCAACAUGGCAAUCAAAUUUUAUUUGACGGUAAUGUCAGCUACGGCAUGGCAUGUUACGUAAUCAGGCAAACAGGCCUGCCACAGGUAGAUGGCGAUGCAGAUAAACAAUGUUUUUGGCAAGUUACGUGACACUACCUGAGCUCAACUCGCUAAUUAGUCUUCGGGCCACCUGUCCUUUUUAAAAAACUUGCCAUGGCAUGUUCAGUUUUAAUUAGAAGAUUACGACUAGCAAGCCCGUUGUCCACGAAACCUGUCAAUCAAGAUGUGAUCAACCAAUGCAUGUCAUUUUGGCAUUAUAUAAGAGACGUCUAGUUCUGUUUGACACACAGUAUAAUUCGUUUGUUUGACCGGCAUCACCGUGACAUUCGGGUUCCUUCAUUCGUUUGGCCGACAUCGUUGUGACACACAGCUAUGGCACAUAAGAAUAAGAAAACAAGAUAUCCAUGUGGCACAUGCCAGAGAGCCUGCUCAUCUGACGCGAUUGAAUGUUCGAGUUGCUUGAAAUGGAUUCACAGGGAAUGUGUUCCAAUGACAGAGGAGAUGUUUGAUGAAUGGAGUGCUGAUGGUGUCGAGUUUGUGUGCAGAGACUGUGCAUAUGAUGCCACUGGCGAAUAUGAUUUUGAAAGAAGUCUUCUCCAUCUACGUACUAAUCCAGACUCAGCCAAAGGAGAGGCGUUGUUAUUGACAACAUACAAUGUGAAACUCCCAGUAUUGAGAGAUGAUGCCACCUUAAUUGACUGGUCCUCAGAUAAGGUGGCGAAGCAAGUGCUGGCAAAAUUUCAUCCCAUAAUUCUUAACACGCACCGUCCCUUAGCAAUUGGAGGUGAUGGCAAUUGCCUGUACAGGGCACUGUCAGCUGGUCUUUACGGCACUGAGAGAUAUCAUCUGCAUGUUAGAUUGAUCACAGCUCUUGAAAUGAUCACCUUCCCAGAUGAAUACAACAUCCACAGUGUCAACUAUACAGGCAAGUUGGCAGGGGAUGCUGCCUUUGUUGAGUCAUAUGCUGAUGAACUGGGAGCUGUUUGUGCACCUGGCCGCUGGUCAGGUUUGAUUCACUUGUAUGCUGCAAGUGCGGCUCUUAGAGUACCCCUCCGUUCUUACUGUCCACCUAUCCUUCACACCGAAUAUUUAUCAAUGCCACUGACCAGAGUCAUACAUGGAAGAGGAGUCUCAACCAAACAUCACCCAGAGAUAACCAUUAUGUGGACCAGUAGUUCAGUUCCUGCCUCUCAAGAUGACUUCAGACCAGACCAUUUUGCAGUACUGAUAAAAAAUCAGGUUACAGUUAUGAGAGGAAAUAUCAACCAUACAUGCCAAGAUACUCUUCCAGAUACAGUCACCACUGAUCCUCCCAUCUCACCCCAACAGACAAGUGCUAACCCAGAUGAUGUUCCUGAGCCGACUCUACCAGAAACAACUGAUGCCAGCUGUGACACUGCUCCUGGUGGAACUCCCCUUCCCAAUGAAAAGUUUUUGGACGCACCUAAGGUGAUCAAACUUCUGCACAGUGAAGACCCAAGUACAUCAAGUAUACCCAAUGGAAGAAAAGAAAAUACUUAUUUUAUUGUGGACAAUCAGGGAAAUGUGCAGAGGCGCAAUGAAGGCAAAAAAAGUAUAUUUGACGAUGACUGUGGAGCAUGGGUGAAAGGUACAUCGCCAGUAACAGUGAUGUCUCAAGAGGGGACCCAGCUGAAAUUCUGUGAUGGGCUGUACUGCGUACGGAAGUACAUCAAUGGAAAGCUGACAUACCAACCGUUACAUCCCCAGCCAGAAGAAACAGUGACACUCCAAAGAUACUACACAACCCUGAAAGCAGAUAACAGCUAUAAGAGGAGAGUUUCUUGGGUUCAGGAAAGACCACAUGUUGCCCUGGUAGAGUAUGUUGGUAAAUUUCCAGGGAGGACACCACACGGGAACUCGACAUCUUCAGGACGGAACUACAUAAGAACAAAGCCACACGUCCUUGAAAAAAUUGAACAACUUGCCACCCUUGGAAACCCUAAGGCGAUUUAUGAAGAAAUCAUACGCGAAGCACCUAGAGAACAGGACAAGCCCUCAGAUUUACGACAGGUACAAAACAAACUGCAUAAGGCAAAUACAAGAAGAGAAGAUGUGAACAGUGGUGGGUCAAACUUGGCAGCUAAUUUCAACUACCUUCAGUCUCAGAUUCAUUACAGCAAUUUUGUAAGGAAAAUUACACAUGAGAAGGGUAAAGUUCCAACUAUAAUUUGUUAUACUGACAGUCAGAUUCUGGACUUAAAACGCUUUUGCUGCACAAGUCCUGUGGCACAAUCCACUGUGCUUGGGGUUGACAAGACGUACAAUUUAGGACAGUGCCAUGUGACCACUAUGGUGUUUAAAAACCUUAGUGUUAUUAGAAAUGGCACUAACAACAAUCCAGUAUUCUUAGGCCCAAUCAUUAUUCAUGGUAAUUCCGAUUGGCAAACUUUUGCAUCUUUUUUCUCAACAAUAGCUAUGGAACUAACAGGGUCUUUGUCACAACCAGUCAUAGGUUCUGACGAAGAAAGAGCCAUUAGAAAGGCAGCAAAAUUUAGUUUUCCGGAAGCCAAACUUAUUUCUUGUCAACGGCAUCUAAAACAAAACGUUACCAUGCACCUUAGAGACAAAAUUGGUCUUUCUAUGGAUGAAAGAAAUAAACUUGUUUCCUUAAUAUUUGGUAAGGAUGGACUUACUGAUUCAUUAAGCUGGCCAAUGUUUGAAAAAAGAAAGGAGGAAGUGGUUGCAUUCAUACAAAACAGUGUCCCAGGCUUUGGAAUUUAUUUUGAGGAACACAUAUUACCCAUCCUUAAGGACAAUCAUGACACCAUAAUGAGCAGACCUGGAGUGGGUCACGGCUGGACCAACAACAACUGUGAGUCUCUUAAUCACAUUCUGAAACUAAGAACUGGUUGGAGACAGCAGGAUAUUCCAAAAUUAAUUGAUUCACUGGAGAAACUGGUUUCCCACUGUUAUGAGGAUGUCGAAAGGUCAUUCAUUCAAAGGGGUGAGUUUAAACUCUCAGAAGAAUACAAAGAUUUUCAUGUGGAAUUUAACGAGUGGGAAAAGAAAUCUUCUCAACAAAGACAGCGGCACCUCAAGAAAUUUCUUAGCACCCCCAAGAUCCUAAAGCCAAUGGUUUCUUCUGAAAAUCUCUUCGUCCUCCAGGCUCCAUUGCGUGGAAAGAAACCUUGUCAAAGGAAGCGAUCUCGGGCCACAAGAACAACCACAUUGAAAUAAACACUGUUGGACUAUUCUGACUACUAGGAUUUUUUAUAUUUUUUCCAUAUGAGCUGCCCGGGCCAAGGUCUGUGUUCACUACGUGCUGUUCUAGUUCCAUAUGAUAUUUUAUAGUAUUUUUAGUGGGUAAUAAUAUCCUUAGACGAGUGAUUUGUUUUUGUUAAUUAUCAGUUAAAGGUAUGUCACCCCCUGAAAUUUUUUUUUUUGCAAUGAGUAUUCUUGUGUUGUCUAUUCAGGCCUCUGUUAGAUGUACUAGAGGGAGCAUUUUUUUUUUUUACAUUUAUGACAACCAAUUUACUUGAUGAUAUUAUCUUAAUGUUUGGUACAUUAUUUGAUGCAAUUUCCAUUCUUUACUUGCAAAUUCAGUCUGACAUCUUAUGAUGUGAAACAUUUUCCAUUUUACCGACAUAAUUCAGUGAUAUUGUUUUGUUUCAAUGUGUGGCUGCCUAUAUGAUGCGUUUUUUUUCUUUUGGUAAAUGUGGUCUCCCUGUCAAAAUUGUAUUUGCUGCAAUAUGUCUAUGCUUGCCUUGCAUACUCACUCUGACAUUAAAAGUACUGUGAUAUAUUUAACCAUUUUACUAUUUUUUCUGUUACAUAUUAAAUAAAGACAGUAUGGCUGGCCAUAGAAAAGCAUAUUUUCUUACUGUAUACAUGUUCUCUCUUCAACUAAAAUGUCAUCUAGGCCUGCAGUAUUUUUGUCCAUUCUUCAUGUCUAUUCUUGUAUCUUAGGCUCGUAUCUUAUGUAGUAAGUUAUAAACUUUUCCCAUUUUAGAUGAUUGGUGAAUAACUUGGUGAUCAUUUAUGAGUGCAUUUUUUCUUCUUGUAAAUGUUUCUCCUCCAAAUAAAGUGAUACAUUUCACCUUUUUACAGUUACAGAUAUAAGGUGAUAUAAUUGUUUUUUGGGGUCAAGUAUUCUUUUGUAAUGUUCCCCUCUCAUCUUAAGUGCCUUGUUUAACUUUGCAGUAUUUCCCUGGCCUGAAUAACUUGAUCUUGUUUUUCCCUCAAAUUAAGUACAAUCCCUGUAAAAUUGUAUUUACUUCAAUUUGUCUACUCUUAUCUUGCAUAUACCUCUGAUGUACUAUGUAAAAAUAUCUAGUAGUUGCUGCAUAAUGAGAUAUGAUUUCAGUUCUGCACAGUUUUGCAUAAUUCUUCAGAGAAAUAAAAUG